Megalops cyprinoides (Indo-Pacific tarpon) is the source of this 3395-nucleotide messenger RNA. It is a transcript of the gene dolk, whose product is annotated as dolichol kinase. Lineage: Eukaryota; Metazoa; Chordata; Actinopteri; Elopiformes; Megalopidae. Gene Ontology annotation, cellular component: endoplasmic reticulum membrane. Gene Ontology annotation, biological process: dolichyl monophosphate biosynthetic process. The record is from RefSeq and is a predicted model, not a curated record. Gene Ontology annotation, molecular function: dolichol kinase activity. The transcript is spliced from 2 exons. The coding region runs from base 219 to 1790 and encodes 523 amino acids.
GGAAAAGUACCGAUCGGACAUCAUCAUAGAAAGAUAGGGUUACCAUUGUUUUCACACGCUUGCGCGGCACUUGAAGGGUGACACAGUGGGCCAGAGGGAUGUACAGACAAUGGUAAAGUGUGAAAGAGAAAGAAACUGACACCUCUGGAGGGCUGAUUUUGCAUGUGAAGUUAUCCAUCUGGAAGCGUAGCGGAGGCGGGCCCUGCCCUGCAGCAGCCAUGCUGACCAAUCCUGUGAUCUUGGAGUCGCUGGUAGUGUUCUCCAUUGUACUCUGCGUCCACUUCGUGGUGUGGAACCAGCUGUCGUGGUGCUCCAUCGCCCUGGCCAUCCAGGCCUUCUACGUGCAGCACAAGUGGGACCGCCUGCUGAAGUCGGGCGGAGCUGUGUUCCAGUUCCGCCCGGCAGCCAACAGUGGUAUCGUGCCAGCCUCCAUGGUGAUGCCUCUGCUGGGCCUGGCCUUACGGGAGCGCUGCGAGGCCUCGGGAAAUGUCUACUUUGAGCGUUUCUCCAUGGUGGUGACGGUGACGGGCAUGAUGCUGGCGCUCUUCCUGUCGCUCAUUGCCCUGGGUAUCACGCGGCCUGUGCCCACCAACACGUGCAUGGUGGCAGGCCUUGCCGGCAGCGCUGUCAUGUACACCACCAAGCAGGCACUUACAGUUUCGGAGGUGAUUGAGGUGCUGGAGGUGCUGCUGAUCUUUGUCUACCUCAGCCUGAUUGUGCUGUACCUGCUGCCGCGCUGCUUCACGCCGGGUGAGGCACUGCUCAUCGUGGGCGGAGUUAGCUUCAUCAUCAACCAGCUCAUCAAGCGCUCCCUCAACCUGGCAGAGGUGAAGGGUGACCCCGCCAACUACCUGCUGCCAGUCGUGGUGGUGGGUUCCCUGCUGCUGGGCAUCUUCUUUGCCCUGCUCUUCUGCUUCAUGGAGUCGGAGACCUGGGUGUCGUCGCUCUUCUUCCACACUAUGACAGCUGUGCUGGGCCUGGGGAUCAUCAUGCCCUGGCUCUCACUGCUCAUCCGCCGCCACCCGCUCGUCUGGCUGCUGGAGUUCGUCACACUCAGCCCAAGGCGGCUCUACCUGCUGGCCUACUGGCUCCUCCUGGCGGUGCUGGCCUCAGCAGUGGUGCUCCACCAGAACUACAAGCGGGCCUCUGGUUCCAAGAAGCACCAGGCCUCUACGGUGGUGCGCAAGUACUUCCACGUGAUUGUGGUGGCCACCUUUGUGCCAGGGCUGGUGUACGACCGGCAGCUGCUGCACGUGGCAGCGGUGGCGUGCCUGGCCGCAUUUCUCCUGCUGGAGUAUGUACGCUACUUCCGGAUCCAGCCACUGGGGCAGCUCCUGCGGCAGCUGCUCACGCUCUUCCUUGACGAGCGGGACUCGGGGCCCCUCAUCCUCACCCACAUCUACCUGCUGGUGGGCAUGUCGCUGCCCGUCUGGCUCUUCCCGGGCCCCUGUGCCCCGAAGGGGAGCCUGUCUGGCGCGGGGGGGCUUGUGCCCUAUGCCGGGGUGCUGGCGGUGGGCGUUGGGGAUACAGUGGCCUCAGUGUUCGGCAGCAGCAUGGGCGAGAUCCGUUGGCCUGGGACGAAGAAGACCAUGGAGGGCACCGCCACAUCCAUCUUUGCCCAGAUCAUUGCGGUAGCGCUCUUCCUCAUCUUCGACGGGGCCAUCAACCUGAACACCAGUUACACAUGGGUGGUGGGCUCCAUCGCCCUCGUCUCCUUGCUGGAGGCCUACACCUCUCAAAUAGACAACCUGCUCCUCCCCCUCUACCUCUUCAUCCUCCUCAUGCUCUGAUCAUGGCUGCAGACCUUACAGUGCAGCAGUGGAUUUUGAGAAUUAUGAAGGAAACUUCAUAAUUGUAAUGAAUUGAAGGCCUGGCCUCCAGACAUUUUACAAGGGAUUGGAGGAUCCAAUCCUUAUGUGGUAAACCAUACAGGACAGAGGCCUGACCCAAUAACAACCACACAAAAGACGGCUGUCCAGCAACACCUGUUUUUGUACUUCACCGAGACUUGUGUGUGUAUAACGAAAUAUAUCUGAGGUAUGCAUUUCAUGGGGUAAUAUUUUUGUACAAGAAAUAAACUACAAUUAUAGCAAUUGUAUCAUGCAGAAAUAACUCAAGCAAGGAAACCCGCUUUGGAUAGUACAGUAAUUGAUCAGGAUGCAUUGAAAAUGAUGGUACUUUGGAUAUGGAAAAAACCCUUUUCAUAGCACAGAAUUUAAGCAUGAGCCCAAGUACAUAUCAUGGCACCAUCUUUAAAAUUGACAGCUGCGGAACAAAAACGUGUUUACUGAGCUGUAACAAUAUUGAAAGCAAUUAUUACCUUCAGCAGACUGGUAAAAAAAUUAAUUAAUUAAGCGUAUCAUUUUUGUCGGCUUGCCAGACAUUCGUAUCCAGAAUCAGUCACAACCACAGUCUUAUGCUCUACGUGUUCUGUUAUACAUUUGUAUAGCCUGAUGUUUAGCUCACUGCUCGAGGGUACAUCAGCAGCGUCCCUCGGCUUUUUAAGCACGGGGCGCGUUGCUGUAGCCAUUGGUCCCCCUGCUGCUGUGCUGCGCUCUAGAGCAGAGCGUCUUUGUUUUUCAUGUGUAUUGGGAUAGCUUGUUCUUUGGAGACGCGUUUGCCCCAGGGGUGCUGUUGCACUCAGAACCCAUGAAUUAUGAAACGGGAGAUUGAAUUUCGCCAUGUGAUGCUUGAUUGUCAGUUCAGCAGCUUCAGCCGCUGAAACUGUCAAAUAUAUGAGGGGUUUGAGAUAAAAAUAGUGUAUGAAGGAAAACUGCUUUUUAAAUAUAAUUGGCAGCUAAUAUGAGGCCAUUUCGUUGCAAAAUGUGCUGUUUUGUUGUAUGCAGGCUUUCAAGAAUAUUUCACAGGUGUACCAGCAUUUUUAAUUGCCUCCUGUAAAUCUGGAAUGAUUUCUCUUGCUAGUUGCCUUUGUCUUAGUCUUUGAUAUGAAGGAUCAGUUGCUUGACUUUUGUAUCACAAAUAAAUGAAAGCUGCCCUUUUGUUUUUGAAGGUCCAGGCUGGCUUUCUCUGUAUGAUGGAGACACAUCUUUAUGGAAAAUGGCUGGUAAAUGUCAUUAACAUUACAUCAAUCAAUAGGAGGCACUUGAAUCCAUAGAAAGAUGUGAAAUGUGUCUGGACUCAUUUACUGAUACAGCCAGCAGUAUUGGUGCUUGCCCUGUUUAUUGAAGCUUUCCUCAUUGCCUGUGCCCUUUUUUUAAAAAAAGGACAUGUAUAGUACUUUCCUUUGGACCCAUUACUGAUUGCCUGAAGUCUGACAGCAGACAGAUUUUGCAAUGGUUAAUCAUGUGCUGCAAUCAUCCUGGCAUAGUGUAUUUGUCCUUCCACCCCAUCACUUACUCCCCAUUCCCUAAUAUACUAAAAUACUUAGGUUUCUU